AUGUCUUCGUCAGCAAUGCGUCGUUUGAUGGUCUCAAGGAGGGUGUUCUCUUCGCCGACUUUGGCCAGAGUUCCAAGCACAAAACCUCAUUUUCGUCCUGCUUCAGUACCUCAUACCCGUUUUGUCGCCACUGCUGCCCUUACAAUUCCCAAAAUUCAGAAGCGCACUUACUCCAGUACAACCAUUACUGAGACCGAAAAGGCAGUUAAUGUUUCGAUAUUUGAGCCGCUCGAUACCUUCCAAAGGCGCCACAUUGGUCCCAAUGUGGCAGAAACAAACAAAAUGCUUGCAACGCUUGGAUAUGAUUCUCUGGAUGCAUUCGUUAGGGAUGUAGUCCCUGAUAAUAUCCUCUCUGAAAGGGCACUUAAGGUCGAGCCCGAGAAUGGGUUGAGUGAAAGUCAGCUUUUGGAGAGGCUCCGAGGAAUUGCGAACAAAAACAAGAUGAGGAGGACGUAUAUUGGUUGUGGUUAUUAUGGAGCCAAGACCCCAGCAGUUAUUCAGAGAAAUGUGUUGGAAAGCCCAGAGUGGUACACUAGUUAUACCCCGUACCAACCUGAGAUUUCCCAAGGACGUCUUGAAUCUCUCAUCAAUUUCCAGACUGUCGUAACUGAUCUCACCGGCCUUGCAAUUGCCAAUGCCUCCGUUCUCGAUGAAGCUACAGCCGCUUCUGAGGCUAUGACCAUGUCUUUGGGUCUUCUUCCACUCUCCCGCCAAAAGCGCUCCAACAAGACUUUCUUUGUUGAUAGCAAAGUCCACCCACAAACUAUUGCGGCCCUGUACUCUCGUGCUGAGGGCUUUGGGAUUAAUGUUCAAGUCGGCGAUGCCCUCGAUCUUGCCGCCGUGGAAACCGUCGGCGAAGAUCUCAUUGGUGUUCUUAUUCAAUACCCGGCAACUGAUGGGUCAAUCAAUGACUACUCAAAAGUUGCUGAUACUGCGCACAAGUUCGGGGCUACCUUGUCGGCAGCCACAGAUUUGCUUGCUUUGACUAUGUUGAAACCCCCUGGUGAAUUCGGUGCUGACAUUGCAUUUGGAAAUGCUCAGAGGUUUGGUGUUCCUCUUGGUUACGGUGGUCCUCAUGCUGCGUUUUUCGCGACUUCAGACAAGGGGAAGCGAAAGAUGCCAGGUAGAUUGAUUGGUGUCUCGAGGGACCGGUUGGGCGACCCAGCGUACCGUCUCUCACUGCAAACCAGAGAACAGCACAUUCGUCGUGAAAAAGCCACCAGCAAUAUCUGUACCGCACAAGCCUUGUUGGCAAACAUGAGUGCCAUGUAUGCUGUGUAUCACGGACCAGCAGGAUUGAAGGCUAUUGCGGAGAGAGUGUAUGGAAUGGCUAGGAUUUUGGAGGAGGGUCUUUCAAGGUUGGGAUUUGAGGUCAAUGGUGGAUCAAAAGCCGAGGGUGGCUACUUUGAUACCGUUGUUGUAAAGGUCAAGGAUGCUGCCGAUACUGUGGCCAAAGUUGAGGAGUGGUAUGGUAUCAACUUGAGAAUACUGGACAAAGAGAAGGUCGCAAUCUCUAUGGACGAGACCGUUUCAUCUCAGGACCUUGAGGAUAUUUUUGCUGCCAUGUCUGCUUUUGCAGAGAGAAUCCCUGGAAGACUCAAGUGGAACGAGAUGUUGACUGAGAUUGCCGAGGACCUAGAGAUCGCACCUGGUGCCCCUACUGCUGUCCCUGAGGCAUUUGCCAGAACCUCCAAGUACCUUCAACACCCGGUAUUCAACAGCCAUCACUCGGAGACCGAGAUGUUGAGAUACCUCCACCACCUUCAAUCCAAGGAUUUGUCGUUGGCCAACUCCAUGAUUCCUCUCGGGUCUUGCACAAUGAAAUUGAAUGCAACAACAGAAAUGAUCCCAAUUUCAUGGCCUGAAUUUAAUUCUCUUCAUCCCUUCGCCCCUGUCGAGCAGGCCCAGGGCUACAAGCAGAUGCUUGAUGAGCUUGAGACAGACUUGGCUGAUAUUACUGGUUUCGAUGCGGUUUCUCUACAACCCAAUUCGGGAGCCCAGGGUGAAUUCGCUGGUCUCCGUGUUAUCCGUGAGUACCUCAAGUCAACUGGUCAGGCGCACCGUGAUAUUUGCAUCAUCCCGCAAUCUGCCCAUGGAACCAACCCUGCUUCGGCAUCUAUGGCUGGAAUGAAGGUUGUUACUGUCAAGUGUGAUCCAAAAACUGGUAACUUGGAUAUGGAGGAUCUCGAAGCCAAGGCUGAGAAAUACAAGGACUCUCUUGGUGCAUUCAUGGUCACAUACCCUAGCACCUACGGUGUGUUUGAGCCUGGUGUCAAGAAGGCAUGUGACAUUAUUCAUUCCCAUGGCGGACAGGUUUACAUGGACGGAGCAAACAUGAACGCUCAGGUUGGUCUCUGCAGCCCUGGAGAGAUUGGUGCGGAUGUUUGCCAUUUGAACUUGCACAAAACAUUCUGCAUUCCUCACGGAGGUGGAGGACCUGGUGUCGGACCAAUUGGUGUCAAGUCUCACCUUGCACCAUUCUUGCCAGGGCAUCCACUUAUCAAAACCGGUGGAGAGAAGGCCAUUGCUCCAAUUUCAGCGGCACCUUGGGGAUCUGCGAGCAUUUUGCCCAUUACCUGGUCAUACAUCAAGAUGAUGGGAGCUCGUGGUCUCACUCACGCUACUAAAAUUACUAUGCUCAACGCUAACUACAUGGCUGCCCGCCUCGCCCCCCACUAUAAGAUUCUCUACACAAACUCCAAGGAUAGAUGCGCCCAUGAGUUCAUUCUUGACGUUCGUAACUUCAAAGAUACUUGUGGAAUUGAAGUCAUCGAUAUCGCCAAGCGACUUCAGGAUUAUGGUUUCCACGCACCGACCAUGUCAUGGCCAGUAUCUGGGACCCUUAUGAUCGAGCCCACCGAGUCUGAGAAUCUUCAGGAACUUGACAGAUUCUGUGAUGCAUUGAUCAAAAUCAGGGGAGAGAUUGCUGCUGUUGAGAAUGGCGAGAUGCCUAAGGAGGGUAAUGUUCUCAAGAACUCUCCUCACACACAGAGGGAUCUGUUGGUGAGCGAGUGGGAUAGGCCUUACACCAGGGAGAUGGCGGCAUACCCGUUGCCAUACUUGAAGGAUAGGAAGUUCUGGGCCACCGUUACUAGAGUGGAUGAUUCAUACGGCGACCUCAACUUGUUCUGUUCAUGUGUUCCCGUCGAGGAACAUGAAUAA
Morchella sextelata is the source of this 3162-nucleotide messenger RNA. RefSeq lists its product as uncharacterized. Gene Ontology annotation, cellular component: mitochondrion; glycine cleavage complex. Bases 1 to 3162 code for a protein of 1053 amino acids. Gene Ontology annotation, biological process: glycine decarboxylation via glycine cleavage system. Gene Ontology annotation, molecular function: glycine dehydrogenase (decarboxylating) activity; glycine binding; pyridoxal phosphate binding. NCBI's taxonomy places the organism in Eukaryota, Fungi, Ascomycota, Pezizomycetes, Pezizales, Morchellaceae. The transcript is spliced from 3 exons. The record is from RefSeq and is a predicted model, not a curated record.